Molecule: messenger RNA, 12101 nt
Organism: Dunckerocampus dactyliophorus (ringed pipefish)
Lineage: Eukaryota; Metazoa; Chordata; Actinopteri; Syngnathiformes; Syngnathidae
Gene: mical3a
Product: microtubule associated monooxygenase, calponin and LIM domain containing 3a
Exons: 51
Coding region: 680-8314 (2544 amino acids)
Molecular function (GO): FAD binding; protein binding
Source: RefSeq, a predicted model, not a curated record
AUAAGCACUUCCAGCCACUGACCUUGGAGGAGGAAACUGAGGGAGGGAGGCAGGAAUUUGCAUAGUGACAAGAGUUCCAAGCACUGCAGCUCUUACUUUUGUCCAAAGGGAGAGACGAGCAUCCCAGCAUUCAUCACUGAUCCCUCCCAUUUUGUGAACUGGAGGGCGUGUGACAUCACAACAUCACCCCCCCCCCACACUCCUACUGCUCCUCUCUCCCUGCCUCGGCGCGUGCGACCAAUCAGCAUGCAGGGAUAUCCAGUCACGUGUUUAUCGCCUCUCGGUUUGGUAGCCAUGACAACGAGCGCUGGUCCAGGCAGCAUCUCGCCGUGGUGAGAAGGGUCGAAGGAGGGAGGAAAACAUAAAGAGGAUAAAAUCCAAGCAAGAAUCUUCCUCAUGUCUUCCUCUCGCGACGCCACCGUCCUACCUCUGUUGAAUUCAACCCCCCCCAUUCAGAGUGGGUAACGGUGCUGUUGACACAACAGUGACAUGGGAAAAAGGCGGAAAAUGAUCUGCCUUAAUAGUAUGAAAGAAUGAAAAUGCCUGAGGCAGGGAGUUAGAGCCUUCCGCCGAAGAGAGAAACAGACACUGUCAUCCAGGGCUGGGUUUGGACCCAGGGACCCCUGUGGGGGUGGGGGGGUGGGAGACGGGCCCUCUCAGCCUGGUAUGAGUCUGGACCAUGGGGGAUGGAGGUGUCGGUGCAACUGGAGGAGCAGGGGUCAACCGAUCCCAUGUCUUGUUUGACAGCUUUGUCCAGGCGACCACAUGCAAGGGCACGCUCAAGGCCUUCCAGGAGCUGUGCGAGCAUCUGGAAGUCAAGCCCACUGAGUACAGGGUCUUUUACCACAAGCUCAAAUCCAAACUCAACUACUGGAAGGCCAAAGCUCUUUGGGCCAAGUUAGACAAGAGGGCCGGCCAGAAGGAGUACAAGAAGGGCCGUGCCUGUACCAACUCAAAGUGUCUGAUCAUUGGCGCGGGGCCAUGCGGCUUGCGAACAGCCAUCGAACUUGCCUUCUUGGGGGCCAAAGUGGUGCUGUUGGAGAAGAGGGACGCUUUCUCCAGGAACAACGUGUUGCACCUUUGGCCCUUCACCAUUCAGGACCUCAGGGGCCUUGGGGCCAAGAAGUUUUAUGGAAAGUUCUGCGCCGGUGCCAUUGAUCAUAUCAGUAUUCGUCAACUUCAACUCAUGCUGCUCAAAGUCGCUCUCCUCCUGGGCAUUGAGAUCCAUGUUAACGUAGAAUUCAAGGGGCUUAUAGAACCUCCUGAAGACCAGGAGAGUGAAAGGAUAGGCUGGAGGGCCGAGGUUCACCCCAGGACACACCCUGUCAAUGAGCUGGAGUUUGACGUCAUCAUUGGAGCAGACGGAAGGAGAAACACACUAGCAGGGUUUCGGCGUAAGGAAUUCCGUGGAAAGCUUGCCAUCGCCAUCACGGCAAACUUCAUCAACAGGAACACAACAGCAGAGGCAAAGGUUGAAGAGAUCAGCGGGGUGGCCUUCAUCUUCAAUCAGAAGUUCUUUCAAGACCUCAGAGAAGCGACAGGUAUUGACCUGGAAAACAUUGUCUAUUACAAGGAUGACACGCACUACUUUGUGAUGACUGCCAAAAAACAAAGCCUGCUGGAGAAAGGAGUCAUUCUGCAUGACUAUGCAGACACAGAGCUGCUGCUGUCCAGAGCAAAUGUGGACCAGGUCGCCCUUUUGUCUUACGCCCGCGAGGCUGCAGAUUUCUCAACCAACCACCAGCUGCCCACACUGGAUUUUGCCAUUAACCACUACGGCCAGCCUGAUGUCGCCAUGUUUGACUUCACCUGCAUGUACGCUUCGGAGAACGCUGCCAUGGUGCGUCAGCGCAAUGGCCACAAUCUGCUGGUGGCGCUGGUGGGAGACAGCCUAUUGGAGCCCUUUUGGCCGAUGGGUACUGGCAUUGCCCGUGGUUUCCUGGCAGCCAUGGACUCAGGAUGGAUGGUGAAGAGUUGGGCUCAGGGAAAAACUCCAGCAGAGGUUCUGGCUGAGAGGGAGAGUAUUUACCGUCUACUGCCCCAGACAACGCCAGAAAAUGUCAGCAAGAACUUCAGUCAGUACAGCGUGGAUCCGACCACACGUUACCCCAAUGUCAGCCUGAAUUUCCUCAAACCCAGCCAGGUACGGCAUCUCAUGGACACGGGAGAGUCCACGGAGAUGCGCAUAGAAAUAGAGAAUGUGAUCAACUCAUCAACACCAAAGUUGGCCAGGAAUGACAAUUGCCUGCUUGACAAGCAGUUGCAAGAAUCCAUCGCUCGAUCCAGUAAACUUCUCAACUGGUGCCAGAGACAAACGGAAGGAUAUCGAAAUGUUAGCGUGAAAGACCUCACCAUGUCAUGGAAGAGCGGCCUGGCCCUGUGUGCGCUCAUUCAUCGAUACAGGCCAGAUCUCAUUGACUUUGACUCUCUGGACGAGCGAGACCAGGAAAAGAACAACCAGUUGGGUUUUGACGUGGCGGAGAGGGAAUUUGGCAUCUCACCCUGCAUGACCGGCAAGGAGAUGUCUUCUGUUGUGGAGCCUGACAAGCUUUCAAUGGUCAUGUACCUCAGCCAGUUCUAUGAGAUGUUCAAGGACACAGUGCCACCUGGAGAUAAUCAAAAUCUGAGUCCAGAGGACAAGGCUGCUCUGAUGGCAAGCACCAAAUCGCCCAUCUCUUUCCUCAGCAAGCUUGGCCAGAGCAUAGCAAUCUCAAGGAAGCGUAACCCCAAGGACAAAAAGGAGAAGGGAGUGGACGGUUUGGGGAAGAGAAGGAAAACCAGCCAGUCUGAAGAGGAGGAAGCAUCCAAGGCUGGUCGUGAUGACAAACAGGCCACUGUACCGACUCUGUUGUCAGAGCGGAAAGUGGAUCCUGCUGCUGUGGGGAACAACAAUAAAGUCAAGGUCAUGGCUACCCAGCUGCUUGCCAAGUUUGAGGAGAAUGCUCCCGCUCAGGCGUCAGGACUCAAACGACAGGGGGAUUCUCUACCCAAUCUGGACUGCCUUUUGCCCCCCUCCCCGCCCAAACCCCUUGAGCCAGUGCGGCUGGCACCCGUCCCAGCGUGGAGAAAGAGACGCACACAGCAACAGGAGCAGCUGAGCAUUCGAUAUAAAGAAAAGCUCAAGUGUCAGACCUUGCCCGCCAAAGGGGAGCAGGCAAGAAGUGGCAGCGACCAAGCAUCCAGCUCGGGCUCUCGGAGUUGCCCAAAGAAAACCAUUUUGCUCCUUUCUUCUUCCUCCUCCACUUCCUCGCUCUCUCUGCACACUGAGUACAGUGUCACUCCAGAAGAAGAAGAGCUUGAAUACUACGAGAAGCCUGUGAAUUAUGGGGACUGGAAGCCCUUGCACCUGAAUGACCCAGGACCUAUUCAUGUACCUGGUAUACAGGAGAGGGCUGACCGCCUUAUCUCCAAGUUUAAGGGCAAAGCUGACAAGCCACCAAAGCCUAAGAAAAAGCCGUCCCGUUUCUUUUUAGAGCAGUGGUACUUGUCACGAGGCCUCUCUGAGCAUUCGGGCUCACGCCAUUCUGCCACAGAAUCUUGUAGAAAGAAGCCAGCCACGUCUUUGUGUCCGUCUGACCCAAUGCCCUUAUAUGUGCUUAGUAUUCAGGAGAGGGCUGAGCAACUUGCCUCUCAUUUGGAAGGCAAGUCAACCGGACCAAAGCCUAAGAAAAAACCUUCACGUUUUUUCAUGGAACAAUGGCACCUGGCCCGAGCCCAAAGUUCCUCUGAUUCUGCUCCUCCUUCUUCUUCUGACACCACAAGACAGCACUAUAUACGGAUGUACACAGGGGGUGUUAGCUCAUUGGCUGAGCAGAUAGCCAGUCAGCUACAGGCUCAGGAGGAGUCCAAACCUUUACCUGAGAAGAGAGAUGUGGGAUCUCUCAGAAAAGAGUUCCCAGUCAACAUCGGCGGCAGCGACGUUUGCUUUUUUUGUCGGAAGAGGGUGUACGUGAUGGAGCGACUGAGUGCAGAAGGGAAAUUCUUCCAUCGCACCUGCUUUAAGUGCGACUACUGUGGCACCACGCUCCGACUGUCCUCCUAUGCUUUCGACGUUGAGGAUGGGAAGUUUUACUGCAAGCCACACUAUUGUUACCGUCUUUCUGGCUAUGCUCAAAGAAAGAGGCCUGCACCUUCGCCCUCCACAGCUCCAACCACUAAGGAGAACCAAGAGCCUGUCUCUCCUGCGGUGAUGGUAGAUGCCCCCGGAAGGGCGAUGGCAGCAGCAUCCCCCUCAGCUGAGCUCCGGCCCUCAGUGUCUGAGGUCAACGGCCUGCAGGAGCCAAGUCUGGCAAAACGACUUCGCGGCACACCGGAGCGCAUUGAGUUGGAGAACUACCGACUGUCUCUGCAGAGGGAGGAGGAGUUGGAAGAGGUGCCGGAAGAAACGCUGGCAGAGCAUAACCUUAGCAGUGUGCUGGAUAAAGCCACGGACGUUGACCUGGGCUCCAGCAGCUCAGAGUCAGACAUGGAAGAGGACGAUGAGCAGGAAGAUCAAGAAGAGGCGGAAGUCGAGUUAGACAAUGAACAGCAGCUUCCCAGCCCCUCAGACCUUGGAGGGGUUCCCUGGAAGGAGGCGGUACAGCUACAUGCCAAGCUUAGGGGUGACCCCUGUGAGGACGAGGAUCUGGCUGAACUCGAUGAGGAAGAUGAAGAAGAUGAUGAGUCAAGUGAAGAGGGUGAUUACUGCCCAUGGGACAGGGAACUCCAGUCAGGCCUUUGGCUGGAGAAGUACCUCACAGAUGAAGAUGGUGUUGGUACUUUUAAAGCCAAGAACCUCCACAUUCAACAAGCCCUGCUGCCUUUGGACCCUCUUGAAAUUCCAGGUGUGGGGGGAACACAUCCAGACUCUGAGACAAACAGGAGUGGCCAACUGGCCUCAGCCUCUCAGCCCGUUGAGCCCUCGCAGCUCUCUUCCACAGCCCCUGUCCACACAUCUGCCCGGCACGAAGCAGUGCGAGUCUGGUUGGAGUCAAUGUCUGGAGAGCCUUGUGAGGAGGAUGAUUUGGAAGCAGAAGCUGAUAGUCCCGAUAUGGAGCCUGGGACAGAAAUGGAUCAGGAUGACAUCCCCUCUGAUGCUGAAGCUGAGGCUCGUUUGCACCCAUCAGUGCACACUGAAGCUUUUCCGCAGCAGGACAGUAUAGCUGAAAGUCUGGCAAUCGCUUCAAGUAUUGAACCAUCUACCACUGAACCUAUGCAAAAAGAAGAUGAUGCUGUUUUAUCUCCAGUCUUACCUUCACCAGAGCCUGAAAGACAGGUGAAGUCCCCAGAAACCUGCUUUUUCCCAGAACCAGUGGUGUCUGAGGAACCAAAAGUUGAGAGGACAACACCUUCACCAGCAUCCAAGAGCCCGGUUUGCAAUUCGCCAACAACUUUCCUUGAUCCUUCCCCUUUCAACUCUCCAACGGCUGCCUCUGUCAAGGCUACUGUCUCACCCUUUGACAUCGGCUCUCCGGUCAAUCCAGCUGUCGAGAGCCCCCUCAAACCCCCUGAUAAGUCCCCUGUUGGUUGUCCAAUUCGUUCCCAGCCCACCCCACUACAAGAGACGUGCACACCAAAGUCACCCGUCUACCCACACCGAUCAAUUUGCCCCCUUACAGGCAACCCACUCUCCCCAAUAUGUGCCCAGCCUCUGCCCUGCCAUGAACCUUCAUCACCUCAGGUCUCUGAUUCUCCAGUUAGAACUCAGCCUAUCCCAAAUGUUACUUCAACACCCAUGGCCAGAACUGACAGAGCCACACCUGAACAUUCACAGUCUGAGGACCUUUCAACAGAUGAAUCUCUGUCAAAAAAGACUGAUAUCAUCGAGGAAUUUUGGUUAAAGAGCGCAGAGAUCCGGAAAAGUCUUGGUUUGUCACCUUUAGAUCGCAGUGGUAAAAUCUUGGUGAAGAGUGAUGUAAAAACUCCAACACAAGAUCCCACCUCUCCCAAGACAAUGUCUCUGGAAGUGUUUGAGGACCAGAAGCCUGCUUUAACUGGGCGCACUGUGAUUCGCAGACUCAACAUCACUCUUGAAGGUCAAGUCAUUACUCCCAUUGCUGUUGUGGAAGGCAGAGGUAAUGGCUCUGACAAGAAAGAACUCACCAGCAGCUCAGGCGUAGGCCUAAAUGGAAGUAUGGCCACAAGUCAAACGGCAAACAGUGACAGCUAUAACACCUCUGACUCCGUCAUGCUGACCCCACCAUCCAGCCCACCACCGCCUGUGCCUGCUAAUCAGUCCCCUGCGGUAUUCAGGCAGCAAAAACACCAGGUCUCUUGGAGCAAUGGGACAGAAAAACCUCCAUACGAGCGUGCCAAAGAACCACCCAAAACAAAGACUCCCAUUCCUGCUCAGAGAACCCAAAUGAGUCCUGUAUCUGCACCUAAACCUGCAGCCAGGAAAGUGCUUCUGCCACCAACAGAUCUGGAAGAAACACCUGUUGUUAUCAUGAGGGAGAAAAAGAAGCCACGCUCAGAGGAGAUGAGGAAGUCUUUUGUGGAAACGGUGGAAGAGAUUCCAUUUGCUGACGAUGUGGAGGAGAACUUUGACGAGCGAACGCCAGAAACCAGCAUGCACAAGUUUUACACUCCACCUACUAGUAAGGCCACAGAAAAACCUCCUUUUCAUCUGGCUUUAGCUAUGGAAAAUGGUAAACCCAACAUCCCUGUCAGCUCAGUCUCUAAGACACACCGGGCCUCUCAGUUCUCUCCAGAGGCCAAAGAGAUUGCUGAGGAGAGGAUGAGGGCAAGAGAAAAAUCCAUCAAGAGCCAGGCUCUCAAAGACGCAAUGGCCAAGCAGCUAAAUAAAAUGAAAGAGUCAAAUGUAGAAGAGGGUGUGUCACCUAAAGUGGCCUGGAGUGUAACUCCAGAGGUCGUCGGGAAAAGUAAGAAGUCUUCAGUAUCUCCAAAGACGUCUGCUGUAAAAGCUCUGGAAUCUAAGAAGGCUGAGACUCUACCCGAGCGUCUCGUCAGUAGCAACCGGAGUCUGGACAGCUCCAUGGCAUCCUCUGACAGCUCGUCCACGAGUAAGAGCAAGAAGCGAAGUUCACUUUUCUCACCUCGUAAGAACAAAAAGGAGAAGAAGGCCAAGAACGACGCCAGUCGACUCUCUGGGGCAGACGAGACACCACCCAAACACAAGUCUUUGUGGAAGGCCGUCUUCUCAGGGUACAAGAAGGACAAGAAGAAGAAAGAUGACAAAUCAUGUCCCAGUACGCCAUCAUCUGGCUCCACCACUCAGGACUCUGGCACGAAAAGAGCCUCUCCUCAUGGAAAGUCAUCUGACAUGAAGUCCCGCAGAAACUUGAGCUUCUCUGAGGAUUCCGAUCUGUCAUGUGACGACAUACUGGAGAGAUCGUCCCAGAAGUCAAAGGCAGAUCGACAUAUGGACAUCUUUGACCUAGUGUCAGGCAUGCAGAAGGAAGCAAUGAAAGAGGAGAAACUGGACAAGGAGAGAAGGAGGGAGUUCAAAGGAAAAAGAGGGAAAGAGAGGCAAAAAGAGUGUGAAAAGGGAAAAGACAAUGAGUCUGUUUAUGUCCCUCAUGCACUGGCGUUCAAGAGAUCGUAUGCCUCAAAGAAAACCUACACAGAGGAAGAGCUGAAUGCCAAGCUGACUCGCAGAGUUCAGAAAGCUGCUCGACGACAGGCUAAGCAAGAAGAACUCAAGCGGUUGCAUCGUGCCCAGAUUAUCCAGAGGCAGUUGGAGCAGGUGGAGGAGAAGCAGAGGCAGCUGGAGGAGAGAGGUGUAGCCGUGGAGAAGGCAUUGCGAGGGGAAGCAGGAUUGUACAAAGGUACUUAUACAUUACCCAAACAGCACAAAAGAAAAUCAGACUAUUGGGGAGAUUCUAAUUACAGUGAAAUCCUGGACUUGCAUCUGGGCGUCCCCAGCUCCCUUCCCCCCUGUCUUGUGGAAGUUGAGCCCUUUGUGGGGACGCAACGUCGGAGACCUCUCCCCUUCUGCCUCUGCUGUUCCCCUGAAGGCAUGGGCAAGAAGGACGAUCCCAAACUCAUGCAAGAAUGGUUCAAGCUAGUUCAGGAGAAGAACGCCUUGGUCCGCUAUGAAUCAGAACUCAUGAUAUUUGCCAGAGAAUUGGAGCUGGAGGACCGACAGAGUCGACUGCAGCAGGAACUCAGGGAGCGAAUGGCCGUGGAAGACCACCUGAAGACUGAGAAGGAGCUUGCACAGGAGAAGCAGAUCUUAAAUGAGAUGCUGGAUGUGGUGGAGCAGCGUGAUGCCCUGGUGGCCCUCCUGGAGGAGCAAAGGCUCAGAGAGAAGGAGGAAGACAAGGACCUGGAGGCUGUGAUGCUCUCCAAAGGCUUCAACCUCAAUUGGGUUUAAUGGGAGUGAACUCAUUGCCCAACAGGUCCUGGGUUGGAAUGAGCUUGCGUAAGGUCUUCUUUGAUCAGGAAAUUACAGAAAAGGGCAGUUGAUCAAUUGAUCUGCGACUGUCUCACCUGCAGCAGUAAAUGUGUACAAAUUGCCAACACGCACACACAACACAACACUGGUUGCAGCUGCUGAACUUCCCUGCAGCGUUUACAAAUUCUCAGCCCACAGGCAGUGACAGUUAAUCACUUUGCAGGUUGGUGCUGGCUGCGUGGGUGGAGCGACGACACGUUCACACACACAUACACACACACAACUUUAUUAUCAUCACAGCCUUGAAGUGCUGGCACCUUUGGGAGCAUGUUUAAAAAGAUGUGUUUGAUUCUGAAUGAUCUAAAGGGAAUAUUGCAGUUUGGUCCUGCUGAUGUACAGGAAAUCCAUUUUUGUAAAUAGCUGUGUAGUAGCAGUCACAUUUUACAGCAGAUCAUCCCCCACCUGUCUUUUCUGACAACAUAAAGGCUGACUGCAGAAAGACUUCUUUAUCCCACUGAACCACAAAGACAACUGACCACUCAAGUUCCUACCCUCCUCUCUUAAGAAUUGCUUUUAAUGUAUUUAUUAUCGUCUUUGUUGCUUUCAACAUUUUUAUUUUGUAUUUACACGGGAGUGCCCAGCCUGUCACGCAUUUGCACUUGUGUAAGCCAUUGCUGUGCUUGUAAAGUAAAACCUGUGACGGCUGCGUGGGUCAUUUGUCCCUGAUUGCAAGGACAUAGAAUACGGACGUAAUACAAGCCCACUUGCCACAUUACGAGUGUAACGAUUCACCAUCCUUUUUAUUCUACUGUCGUAUCGCCUCUGCAAAGCAGUGAAAGGGACGACAUAGGAUUUGGCCAUGGUCCAUCACAUCUGUAGAGCGCUUUUCUAAUAGUCUUAUUUCAGGGGUGUCCAAUGCGCGGCCUGUGGCUGAUUUUUCUUUUUAUUGGCCAUCGGCACAUUUGAAAGAAUAUUAUACAAUUAAACAAGAAAAGUCAUCAAAACCACAAGAAAAAUGGAAAAAGAGUAGCAAUUGUACAAGAAUAAAGUAGACAUAUUUGAGUAAAGAUAAUAUAAAGAAUUGUCACAUUACAACCAAGCGUUUUACAAGCAUAGCGUCAUAAUACUAUGAGGAAAAAAAUCUGAUUUUCACAAUUAUUUCCACAAAAAAUGUUGCAAAAUUAAAUAGAGAUAGACAUAUGUUAUUAAUCUCCAAGAGAAAUUCACAUUUCCAGCUUAGUCACUUCACAAAAUAAAUCAACCAAAGCAAGACAGGAAAGAUAAGAAAAUACAAUAAGAAUAAAUAAAUACGGAACAGAUCACCUCAAAUUUAUAGUGCUGUAAUGCAUAAUAAGGUAAUAAGUCUAGUCUUGUGUGUGGGUUUUAUUGCUCUCCCUCUGUUGUGUUGAAAAGCUGCAGAGCGUGGGGGAGGAAUGAUCUGCAGUCUUUUGGUUGGGCAAGACAGUGGUAGUAAUCUGCCAUUGAAACUUUCCUUCUGUUGGGAGAUGAUGCUGUGCUUUGGAUGAUGCUGGUUGUCCAUGAUGGAAAGGAGCCUCCUCAGUGUCCUUUACCACUGAUGUCAGGCUGUCCAGCUCAGUGCCAAUGACAGAGCCCCCCUUGCUCACCAGAUUGUCCAGGCGUGCAUAAAAAUGAAGAAAAAUAGCAAUUUUUGGAAAAUGAGUCCAAAAAAAAGGAGGAAGACUGAUGACUAGAAGAAAGAGCAUAAAAAAACCCAGUUCCAGCCACUCAAAAGAGGUUAGAAAAUACAAAAGGCCUUUAAUUUGAUGGACUACAAAACAUUAAAUUACACCAACACGUAUUGGCCUGCGCCUUCUUCAGGGUGCAGUGACACAAAGACAGGCGGAGUCAAUUACGGUAGUAAUCACUACAAGUGUGCACAGAUGGGCACAACUGCAGGUACGACACCCAGCAAACACAAGACAGGAGACACAAACGUCACAUUCUGGGGGCGAGUGGUGUAGGAGGCGAGCCAGCGUGCUAGUGUACAUCCGGACGGGUAUUGGGGACUGGGCUACUUGCUGGGGCUCACGGGUUGCUGCCUGGAUAGUGGCGAGGCGUACGGGCGUGUUCAGUGGACAAAACGCGUGCCUGUGGGUCGCUCUCCCGGAGGUGAGGGCCCUGAUAUAAUAGAUUUUUCUCAAAAUGUUCUCGCGAUCGACUGGCAAAGUCCUGAAGAUCGACCAGAAGCUAACGAUUGACGAAAAUAGUAAAUGUAACAACAAGUUCAUACGGGCUUCCUCCUUUAUGUGCGAAAAAAGAAAAAUGCGCGUGCAUGUGAUGUGCUUAUUUGUGAGCCGCAGGGGUUCUUUGUCAUGUCGUACAAACUCUACGGGUGCUUACGAUUUUUUUCAGGUUGCAAGACAAACUCACGCACCUCGUACGUCUUCGUGCGUCAUCCGUACAGCCAACGUGUGUCUUUCGUACGUUUUGCUGGUGGCAGGUUUGGGCAAAAUGUCAAUUUUUUCGUACGUCGCACUUGCGGACUCCUACGUGUGGGUCGUGCCCCACACGUGCACCCCACAUGCAUAAUUAGUGCGCCUGUCAUACGUUGAGAUAUUUUGACCUCAGGGGAAAAAGACCUUAAAGUAAAUUUAGCAUUGGUUUACAAAAGUAAUCAUAAUAUAUUGAAAAUAUAAAUGCCUGCAAUGAAGAAACCAUUUAAAAAAUAUUAGUUUGGGAAAAAAUUUGUGAUAUUACGAAAAGGAACUAAAGUCAAAACAACAACGGCAAAAAUGGAAAAACGAGCCGUGGAGAAAAAGUACUGUAAUAAUACAUUUUGUCAUCGAAACACAAAGCUGAGAUGCUGACUGUUUUUUUUUUCUUGGAAUAUAUGCAUUGUAACUUUUUAGCAUAUAAAACGCCAAACAUCAAGCCUGUAUCCUUUUGAUUUUACCGUAUGCGGCCCUCGCUGUGAAAAGACACCCCUGCCUUAUUUAUUUUGAAGAUCACCACUUGGCCAUUGGAGCUCAAGUCAAGUUCGAAGCAACGCGUGUUCCCUUCCAGAGCUCGUCUCCAACCGAUGCUGCAAAUCAGUCUGACCUGGGAAGCUUGAGGUAGCAGGACACUUCUUAUUAGUAAUUAUUUUUUAUUUUUCUUACAUCCUCCGACUACCUUCAGGCACAUGCUUGUACUGUAAGCCUCGGUUUUAAUGUUGUCGUAUUUAUGGUUAACCUGCCAUAGUUUUUGAUUGCAUGCCAUAUACUGUAACUAUCUGUCGUGUCUGCUGCAAAGUCAGAAGAUUUUAUUUGAACUGACGUUGCUGAGUUGAACAAACGUCCAUUUAUUGUGCUUGUGGCCCGCUUUUGGUUACCAAAAUGCAGAGUUACAGCCUCCAAUUAUGGCAAAUUAUUAUAAUAAGAAUAAUUGUCCUCGUGGAUUGGUUGCAUUUAAGUCAAGGGUGUCCAAAGUGCACAGUCUAAAAUACAAUUUCACAAGAAAACUAUUUUAAAAAAUACAGCACAAAUGGAAAAACCAGCAGUCAUUUUUCAAGAAUAAAGUCCAAAUAUUAGGAGAAAGAAGUUGUAUUGUAACAAGAAGAAAAGUCGCAAUUUUAUGUAAUAUGAGGAAAAAUAACAUUAAGGAUAAAGUUGAAAUAUUAAAGAAAAAAGAUUUUAAGUUAUAAUAUUAGCAGAAACAAAACAACGAAUAAAGUUGUAAUUUUGACAAAAGAUGUGGUUGUGGGAAAAGUAAUAAAGGUCCGAGAAGUCAAAAUUACUAGAAGAAAAUUUUCAAGAAGAAACUGAAA